This is a messenger RNA of Xyrauchen texanus (razorback sucker), 1271 nucleotides long. RefSeq lists its product as uncharacterized. The coding region runs from base 1 to 1095 and encodes 364 amino acids. The record is from RefSeq and is a predicted model, not a curated record. The transcript is spliced from 12 exons. Lineage: Eukaryota; Metazoa; Chordata; Actinopteri; Cypriniformes; Catostomidae.
AUGUUCAUUUUUGAAGUUGCAGCUAAACGUGAGGUCUCAUGGCUGAGAAACAGUAGACUCAAAUGGAACACAUUCAAACGAUGGAUCGGCGUAGACCGCCAUCGUGAUCCAAAAUCCACUGGCAAAGCAUCCAAUGUGUCUUCUGUGAGUGCACGAGUAAUUGAAUGUGAGGAUGAAGCUCCAAUGGAUGUCAAGAUGUUUAUCCCAUAUGAUUCUGCCAAGCUGUGCAUAACCCAAAUGACAGAUGAUAUGAUGGCAAUGAAGAACAGUCAUCGGGAGACGCUUCAUGAACUGGAGGAGAAUUUUCUAAUUGCAUCAAGGGAGAACCAGGAAAGAACGGUUCUUAAAAUUAGGACGUAUUACCAAAAUAAGCUUAACACCCUGAAGAGGAUACUGGAUAUUUACCAGGAUAAGGUGACCAGAAAAAAUGCACACUGGGAAGAGAAGGUCAGGAGUCUGGAGAAUCUGAAUGACCAACUUCAGGAACAACACAAAAAGCUUCAGGAGGGGAACCAAGCAGAUUUAGCAACAUGGGACAGAGAGAAGAACAAGAUGAUGGAAUUGUUCUCCUCCCGAUUGGACCUCCUUAACAACCACCAGGCAUCAACAUUGCAGGAGCUGCAGUUGGCCAGGGCAGAGAUGGGAAAGGUCCAGGAGAUGCUGGAGGCCUCUCAGGAGAAGAAAGAACCAGAACAAACCUCUGAAGGAAAGGACUGCGGUGACUCAGAUGUACCACUAGAUGGCGCACAAGCUCGUCUGGAGGUUCUGAAGGAUAACUUGUUGAUGAGAGAGAGAGAGAUCUCAAUGCUCAUGGAAGGAGGAGAAAGGGUGACAGAUCUUGAACAAUCAGCAUACGCUCGCCUUCUCAGUGCUGUUAUACAACAGUCUCAUCAUGUUUAUGCUGAGUUAGUAGAAGCUAAGCAGCAGUUUGACCAAAUGGCAGUGGACAAUCGAAAAACUAUGACAGAGAUUAAAGAAAGUCUAGAACAAACCAUAGAAGAGUCCAACCAGAAGACUGAUGAGGAACAAGAUCAUACAAAGCAGAAAAUAGCCAAAGGAGGAGGAUGGAUCACAGGCCGACUUACUCCAUCAUGAAGUCAUACAAGUGGCUUUGGAGUGCAUCAGAGCAGGAGCUAUACCCACCGUGAUUGAGUCUGACACAAAUGAGGCUUGUGCAGCAGAGCUGGAUGAAAGAGUCAAAAAGUUUGAGGAGAAUGUUCGACAAAAUGGAUUCCUAAAUGCUGAAAAUGAGAAGAGUUUAGGGCAGCAGC